Molecule: messenger RNA, 2302 nt
Organism: Paramecium pentaurelia
Lineage: Eukaryota; Ciliophora; Oligohymenophorea; Peniculida; Parameciidae
Source: the annotation of a GenBank genome assembly
AUGUAAAGUCACAAAUCUGAGAGAUCUUAUUAAGAUUUUCUUUCAGCAAAUGAAUCAGAUUUUCUAAAUACUUAUUUCUUAUAAUUGGUUGUAGAUACAAUCCCAUAAUUUACUUGUUAAUCAGAAGCAGCUAUUAGACAUUAAUUAGGUUCCAAAAUAGAUAUCUAAUAAUUAUUAUAAUAGAAGAGAAGUUUACAUAUUAAGCCAAAUAGAUAUAUGUUUUCACUUUGUGAUUUUAAAUUAGAAAAUGCCAUGCAAUUAUUAAGAAAUUAAAUUUAGAAAUAUGAUUUUUAAGAAAAUGAGGAGUAUUUAAUCUAUAUUGAUUUAGAAAGAAGUCUGCUUAAACAAGGAGAAAACUUUAUUAAUCUUUAAUUACUUCUUCUUUCUCAGAUGAUAUUCCAGUUUGUCAAAUUAAUUCUUGGGUCAUUUUAAAUGAUAUUAAAUUAGAAGUGAAAAAAGGAGAUAUCUUAUUGUUCAUUGUUAAAAUUAAAGCUUCUUCAUAUACUCUCAAUAGAUUAUAAACUCUUAUUCAAAAUGAAAUUCAUUAUACAAAAGUACAAAUUAUUUAAAUAAAAGUAAAAACUAUGUGAUUAUAUAACUAAAUAUAAGCCAAACAUCUAUCCAAUACUAAUAUUAAAUGCUGAUAUUAAUUUUCCUUAUCAAAAACUAAAUUGUUAAACAUAUUAUAUUGGUAAAUAGAAUCUAAUGUAUCAUUUUUUCUAAUAGUUGAGGAUACAAGAUGCUGAAGCUAUAACAGAGGAUGUAUUAAAUUAAUCAAUUAUUUUAGUUAAUUUCUAAAUAUAAUAUAAAUAGAAUGAGUUAAGCCAGAAUCCUAGUUUAGAGAGAAGCCAUAGAGUAUAAGAAAUUGUAUAAAAAUUUUGAUCUGUUUAAAUUAACUACUUUUGGAGUGGCAAUAACAUUGGGGUUAAUGUACUUUUUAAAGAAAAAAAUUAUUAAAUGAGUUUAUUUAUAAAAUGAAUGAAAAAGACACUCUAAGUUUAUUACAUACCAAAAGAGAAAGGAUGGCUUAAUUACAUUCUCAAUAAAGUAUAUUUUCAUUUUCUAAUGGAAGUACGUAAUAAGAUUUUCGAGGUGAAAAGAAAGCAGUUUGUAAGAUCAAGAAGUGUAUAGGAAAUAUCAAAAAUGUUAUAAGACUCUUAAUUUUUGAAUGAAGGAUUUACAUCUUUAUUGAAUUUGUUAGAAGAAGAUUAGGAUGAAAUCAAUUUUGCAUAUUUAUUGUUUUAUUGGGGUAUUUUGGAUGAUUUGGUUGAAGUGUUACAUAAUUAUAUGAAAUUAACAGAAUAACAAUUAGUAUGAAUAUUAAAUAUUAUUAUAUAGGUAGACUUAACAAAAAUGAUAGCUUUUAUAGUAGAAAGUAAAGAUGCUAGUCAUUAUUUCAUAAAUACUAAAGCACCUCAAAUAUUAGAAAUUUUGUUGGCCAAUCAUAAUAAUUUACUUAUUAUUGAACAUGUAUUUAAUGUAAAUAAUUAAGUGUAUAUUAAUAAUUGGUAAUCUAGAGAAAUAUGAGAUAAACAAUUAUUUUUUGACUACUGUUAUUCCUAGACUCAAAAAUUAUUUAUUUAAUUUAAACCCACUUCCUAUAUAAUGUUUAGUUAAUUUCAGUUGGAUGAUAAAGAAUCGUAAUUUACCAAAAUAAGAAGAAAUCUAAAGGGAAUUGAUAUUAUUAUAGAAUGAAGAAAUUUUAUAUGAAGCUAUUCAAUAUUUAGAAACUUUGAAUAUUGAUGCAAAUUUAAUGGGAUAUUUAAUAAUGAAUGUGGAUCUUAUAAAUGAUGUUUAAUAAGUAUAACCUAAAUUGUUACUUAAUUUGAUUUGUUAAAAUCUAAAUAAAGAUAAUGCUAUAAAAGAAAUUACAAAUUUACUUAAUAAAUGUAUGCAGAUGGGUAAACUUAUGAUACUUUAAUGUGCAUUCAAACUUGCUUAAAAUUAUAUGAUUUAAUCAGGAAUGCCUUAUUUUAAUGAGAUUGUUGAAAAAAAGGUUACUUAAUUAUUGAUUAUGUUUGAUCAAGAUAAAAUGAAAAAUUAAGGACUUCUAAGAUCUAUGAUGUAAUAUUUAGAGACAUUCCAUAUCUUGUAUCCAGAAAGUAGAUUUUCAAUAGAAUUUUACACUCGUUUAUUAGACACAAUACAAGCUAGUUAUUUGAGAUUAUUGUCUAUUGUUAUGACUAGAAAUUUAGACUUCAUUUAAAAUAUAGCCAAUAUUGGAGUACAUAAAAGAAGAUUACAGGAACUUGCUAAUAAGAGUAAUGAAGCCAAAGAAUUAUUAAAAAAAAUAUAUUUGUGA